Molecule: messenger RNA, 1484 nt
Organism: Vanessa tameamea
Lineage: Eukaryota; Metazoa; Arthropoda; Insecta; Lepidoptera; Nymphalidae
Product: leptin receptor gene-related protein
Exons: 4
Coding region: 122-514 (130 amino acids)
Biological process (GO): late endosome to vacuole transport via multivesicular body sorting pathway
Cellular component (GO): endosome
Source: RefSeq, a predicted model, not a curated record
AUUUUUUAUCUGCUGUACUGCCUAGUACCUGUGACAUUUCUUUAUUCUGAAAGUUUUUAUUAUAUUUAUGCGUUAUUAUUAGAUGUAAGAUAAAACAUUAGAUUAAAUAUUAAUAUCAACAAUGGCUGGAAUUAAAGGUUUGGUGUCAUUGGCUUUCGCCGGCUCGAUUGGGAUGACCUUUGUUAUAUUGGCUUGUGCCUUACCACAGUAUAAAUAUUGGUGGCCAUUCUUUGUUGUUCUCUUCUAUGUAUUAUGCCCCAUCCCCACAAUGAUAGCAAGACGUCACACAGACAGCGCUGGUGGCACCAAUUCGCCUUGUAUGGAGACAGCUAUUUUUAUAACUAUGGGCAUUCUCGUGAGCUCCUUUGCUCUACCCAUUGUACUUGCUCGGGCUGCAGUGAUAUUUUGGGGUGCAUGCUAUUUGACUCUGGCUGGGAAUGUGAUUGUAUACCUGACUAUCCUCGGUUUCUUCACUAUCUUUGACAUGGACGAUUCAGAUUAUGCAAUGUGGUGAGAGAUCUAAAAGUAUUGUCUUUGCCAUAGACAAUCAACCAGAGACAAUUGUAAUACAAUUAUUUUUUUUUGUAUUAUAAACAAUGUUGUGGUUUAUAUCUAUCCAUGUUUAUUUAAGUCUGAUAUACUGAUACUGAUAUUAAUAAUCGAAAUUUUUUGUUUAUUUUUUUUUUAAAGUCAAGUAUUUAGUUGACUUGUUACAUUGUUUGUUGUAUCUUACUAGAUUAAAAAUAUGUUAUUAUCAUAUUUAAUUGCAGGUUAGUCUACUUAAUUAAGUGUAUGAAAAAUUGUAGGUGUAUUUUUUUACAUAUUAGUAAAAUAAUCCAAUAUGUUUAACCCUUUAUAUAAUACAAAUAAUAAACCUUAAGUAUAGUAAACUAACUCAUGCACUUAUUUUAUUUUAUUUCAUAAUUAUGUUCACUGAAUGUUAUAAAAAAUAAUAUUAUAAGAUUAAUUAUUCAUUCUUAUGUAAAUAUAUUGAUUUUUGUAAACCUCUAAUGCAUGAAGUCAAUAUGUGGCAUAGUAUGUUUUUUAUCUGAAAUAUUGAGCAAAAUAAUUUAAAAUUAAUUGUGAUUAAUUUUUUCAUACUUAUAUGGUAAUGAUAUACCUACUUACUAUUCAAUUUUUAUACAGUGAAUGUUUGAUAAACUUUCAAUAAAAAAUUGUUACUAAAAAUAUUUAAAGUAAAAUAAUAUUAUCAUAAGGCUUUCACAAUAUAUAAUGACAUUGCUUUUGGCUGCAUAUGUGUAUAUUACAGGAUUUGAAAGAUGUACGGCAUUGCCAUAAAUCUACUUAAAAAAAAAAAUAAUGACAUAUAAUUGUUUUUCAUUUUCACUAAACAAAUGUAGAAAUAAUAAUUGGUGUUUCUAGUAAUUCUUUGUGCUGUUUCUAAAACAUUUACAUUCCUGUAAUGUAUAUUGUGUAAAUAUAGUAUUAAAAUUGGGUCACAAUAAAACUGUUACUACCUGCUU